Lolium rigidum is the source of this 1899-nucleotide messenger RNA. RefSeq names its product T-complex protein 1 subunit zeta 1. Gene Ontology annotation, cellular component: chaperonin-containing T-complex. Gene Ontology annotation, biological process: protein folding. The coding region runs from base 74 to 1681 and encodes 535 amino acids. The record is from RefSeq and is a predicted model, not a curated record. NCBI's taxonomy places the organism in Eukaryota, Viridiplantae, Streptophyta, Magnoliopsida, Poales, Poaceae. Gene Ontology annotation, molecular function: ATP-dependent protein folding chaperone; ATP hydrolysis activity; ATP binding. The transcript is spliced from 15 exons.
CCCUUCUUCCCUCUGCCGUUCGCUCCGAUCCGACCCACCGCGCCGCGGCGCUCCCUGCCGCCGUCCAGCCGCCAUGUCGAUCCGCAUGCUGAACCAGAACGCGGAGGUGCUCAACAAGUCGGCGGCGCUGCACAUGAACAUCAACGCCGCCAAGGGCCUCCAGGAGGUGCUCUGCACCAACCUCGGACCCAAGGGCACCAUCAAGAUGCUCGUGGGUGGAGCUGGUGACAUCAAGCUGACCAAGGAUGGGAACACCCUCCUGAAAGAAAUGCAAAUCCAGAACCCGACAGCAAUCAUGAUUGCAAGGACAGCCGUGGCGCAGGAUGACUCGAGCGGCGAUGGUACCACAUCCACCGUGCUUUUCAUCGGGGAGCUUAUGAAGCAGUCUGAGCGAUGCAUCGAAGAAGGUACCCACCCACGUUUUUUGGUUGAUGGCUUUGAGGUUGCCAAAAGAGCAACUCUUGAAUUUCUUGAGACAUUCAAGACACCAGUUGUUAUGGGUGAUCAACCUGACAGGGAGAUCUUGAAAAUGGUUGCAAGAACAACCCUUAGGACAAAGCUCUAUGAAGGAUUGGCUGAUCAGUUGACUGAUAUUGUUGUAAACGCGGUCCUAUGCAUCCGCCAAAGCGAUGAACCGAUUGAUCUUUUCAUGGUGGAAAUAAUGCAUAUGCGCCACAAAUUCGAUGUGGACACCCGUCUGAUUGAGGGUCUGGUCCUUGACCAUGGUUCUCGGCACCCUGACAUGAAGCGAAGGGCAGAGAAUUGUUACAUUCUGACCGCUAAUGUAUCACUGGAAUACGAGAAAAGUGAAAUAAAUGCAGGAUUCUUCUACUCAAAUGCGGAACAAAGAGAAAAGAUGGUUUCUGCAGAGAGACGUCAAGUUGAUGAACGUGUCAAGAAGAUCAUUGAAUUGAAAAAUAAGGUCUGCUCAGGAACUGACAAGAAUUUUGUGGUGAUCAACCAAAAGGGCAUUGAUCCUCCAUCCCUUGAUCUCCUAGCUAGAGCAGGGAUUAUUGCUCUCCGAAGAGCGAAGAGGAGGAACAUGGAGAGACUUGUGCUAGCAUGUGGAGGUGAAGCCAUCAAUUCAGUCGAUGACUUGACUGAAGACUGUCUUGGCUGGGCUGGGCUUGUCUAUGAGCAUGUUCUUGGAGAAGAGAAGUACACGUUUGUGGAGAAUGUAAAAAAUCCGCACUCUUGUACUAUAUUGAUUAAAGGACCUAAUGACCACACCAUUGCACAAAUUAAGGAUGCUGUUCGAGAUGGUCUUAGAUCUGUUAAGAACACAGUUGAGGAUGAAGCUGUUGUGCUGGGUGCUGGAGCGUUUGAGAUGGCUGCUAGGAAGCAUCUCAUGGACAAUGUGAAGAAAACCGUUAAAGGACGAGCCCAACUUGGGGUGAAGGCAUUUGCCGAUGCUCUCCUUGUUAUACCCAAGACGCUAGCAGAGAAUUCGGGUUUAGAUACCCAAGACGUCAUUGUCGCUCUUGAGAACGAGCAUGAUCGUGGAUUGGUUGUGGGACUGAACCAUAAUUCUGGAGAACCAGUCGACCCCGAGAUGGAAGGCAUCUACGACAACUACAUCGUGAAACGCCAGAUCAUCAAUUCCGGACCCAUCAUUGCCUCACAGCUAUUGCUUGUGGACGAAGUGAUCAGGGCAGGCCGCAACAUGAGGAAACCAACCUAACCUAAUGCUAGACUUUUUUGUUUGUUUGCUUAUUUCGGUCCCGUAUCACUAGUUUGUCCCAUGUACGAGUGACUCUGGGUGGAAUUCUUGGGUUGUGGUAGCUGAAAGAGACUGUACUUGUAUCGUUCGUUGUGACUGUGUACCCCCUUGGCGAUGUGUUUCUGUGCUCAUAUUUGUAUGCGGAGGAAUGUUGUCAUUGCGAUUUUUUCCUUUUUUUU